Molecule: messenger RNA, 1389 nt
Organism: Salvelinus sp. IW2-2015
Lineage: Eukaryota; Metazoa; Chordata; Actinopteri; Salmoniformes; Salmonidae
Source: RefSeq, a predicted model, not a curated record
CUUUUAUCUGACGUCAUGACAGCUGAAUCAGCUGCGAGCCUUCAGUUUGCAAAGAGCCUUUUUUGCCGCCCCGACGCUGCUCUGACAACGGGAAUAUAUGAGAUUUUCCAUAAACCCUGAAAUGGCUACACAGGAGGUACAACCGAAUGAGACUCUSACUAACCUAAAAGCAGAAUCGGAUACGUUGAAAACGAAGCUUGAGGACGAAAGAGCGAAACUACACGAUGUCGAACCUGCAUGGACUGGUGUAAGGACAAGAGGAGGAUCGUCAGCUCAUCACAGGAUGGAAAAGUGAUUGUAUGGGAUGCCUUCACCACUAACAAGGAGCACGCAGUGACCAUGCCGUGCACCUGGGUGAUGGCCUGUGCCUACGCCCCCUCUGGAUGUGCAGUAGCCUGUGGUGGUCUGGACAACAAGUGCUCUGUGUACCCUCUGUCCUUGGACAAGAAUGAGAACCUGGCAGCGAAGAAGAAGUCUGUCGCCAUGCACACCAACUACUUAUCUGCCUGUAGCUUCACCAACUCAGACAUGCAGAUCCUGACCUCGAGCGGAGACGGAACCUGUGCAUUAUGGGAUGUGGAGAGUGGUCAGCUGUUACAGAGUUUCCAUGGACACGCCGCCGAUGUUCUAUGUCUCGACCUAGCUCCUUCUGAGACCGGCAACACCUUCGUCUCUGGAGGCUGUGACAAGAAGGCCAAUGUAUGGGACAUGCGCUCAGGCCAGUGCAUCCAGUCCUUCGAAACCCACGAAUCAGACAUCAACAGCGUCAGGUACUACCCCAGUGGAGAUGCAUUUGCUUCAGGCUCCGAUGAUGCUACAUGUCGUCUCUAUGACCUGAGGGCAGACAGAGAAGUGGCCAUUUAUUCCAAAGAGAGCAUCAUAUUUGGUGCCUCCAGUGUUGACUUCUCUCUCAGUGGCCGGCUACUGUUCGGUGGCUACAACGACUACACCAUCAACGUGUGGGAUGUCUUGAAGGGGACGAGGGUGUCCAUCCUGUUUGGACAUGAGAACCGUGUCAGCACUCUGCGUCUGUCUCCUGACGGAACGGCCUUCUGCUCAGGGUCAUGGGACCACACUCUCAGGAUCUGGGCUUAAAGAAGAGGAAAAUGACACAGAAGAGGGGGGGGGGGAACGGUGAAAAGUGAAUUCCGUGGUAGAUAGAUGGAGCCAGUUGUAAAUAAGAGACAGACAUGUUCCACUCUGCUUGAGUACAAUCAUAGACGUCAUAAACUAUGGCGACAAGAUUUUCAAUGCGAAUAUUCUAAAAUCCGCAUGAAGAAAAUAUACCCAUUUUCCCCACCAGUGGGGUUUCCACCAAAUUGACUUGUUGUGGAUAAAAAAAAAUUAGUGCGUGAUGACGUAGUGCACACUAUGUACUUUUUAGUUUAA